AUGACCUACCUAGCAAAUUGCAACGGAGAUUGCAAGACAUUCAAAGGCGAUACUGGAAAUGUCUGGGUAAAAAUCGAUCAAAUGGCAUACGACAGAUCGAGAGACCCUGCUUGGGCUUCAAUGUUGCUCAUGAAACAGAAUGCCACAUGGACAAUAACAGUGCCUCCGACUCUGGCACCUGGUGAUUAUGUGCUCCGACAUGAAAUUCUGGGCUUACAAGCUGCAAGCACGAGGAUGGGCGCGCAAUUCUAUCCAUCUUGUGCUCAUCUCAAAGUUUCUGGAAGCGGAACUAAUCAAUUGCCUGCUGGUGUCGCACUUCCAGGUGCAUAUGAUCCGGACGAUGUUAAAGGUAUACAUCUCCACUACAUUGUUGAUAUCGAGAUGCAUGGUAUGGAAUAUGUCGCCCCUGGAGGUGAGGUCUGGUCAGCUGCAGCGCCGCAGGCAAACGGCAUGUAA
This is a messenger RNA of Aaosphaeria arxii CBS 175.79, 456 nucleotides long. Its product is annotated as lytic polysaccharide monooxygenase. The transcript has 3 exons. Lineage: Eukaryota; Fungi; Ascomycota; Dothideomycetes; Pleosporales. Bases 1 to 456 code for a protein of 151 amino acids. The record is from RefSeq and is a predicted model, not a curated record.